AUGUCCUCUACUCAUGAUGCCACCACCAAGAUCUCUAUCGAUAGAUUCGAUGGAGACAACUACGCGACGUGGAGCCGCUACAUGCGUGGCGUGUUCCUGACCAAGUCGACGUGGCACGUGGUCAACCGGGAGACCACCCCCACCUUCGCCGAUCCUCGCGCCAGUGAUGAGUACGUCAAGACGAACAACAUUGCGUUCGGCUUGAUGUUACUUCACAUGAGCGCGGACUAUCAUCACGUGGUUGAUGACUGCGACGAGGCAUGGGUUGCGUGGACACGGUUGAAGACUCUCUACGGCGGAUCGCAGAAGGCUGGACGGAUUUUCUUGAAGCGGCAGCUGUUCAGCAUGGAGAUGGCGGAAGGCGGCAAUGUAAUGCAUCAUUGCAAUGAAGUUCUCAACAUCAGCGCCAAGCUCAGCAGCAUCGGCGCCAAGAUGGAGGAUGAGGACGUGGCGAUCUGCUUGUUGUGCAGCCUCCCCAAGAGCUACGAGAACGUCGUGCUGAACUUGGAGAUGAGCAGCGCGGAACUGCGGACGCAAGACGUCGUGAAAGUGCUGACGAAUGAGCACAUCAAGAGACAAGGGAAAAAGACGACAUCGGUGAAAACUGAAGAAGCGACCAAGGCCUUCAGUACCGAGCGUGAGGUUCGUCAGUGUACGUUCUGCGGAAAAUUGGGGCACACGGCGGAGCGGUGCUGGACCAAGCAGAAGGACGAAAAUCAAGGUGGAGCUCGACGCGGCGGCAAUGCACGUGGACGCGGAGCGAAUCAAGUUCAGUGGCAAGGCUACAACGGCGACAGCAACUGUGACUAUGAUCGAGUGGCGUUUGCUGUUUCGCUGGAAUGCGGACUUUCAACGACCAAGAGCAUGUCUGGAAUGUGGGCGAUUGAUAGCGGUGCAACACAUCACAUCUGCUAUGACAAGUCCAAGUUCGAAUUUCUGGACGAGCGCAAUGAAGGCGAAGUGUUGGUUGCAGAUGGGAACAAGGCUGCGAUCAACGGUGUCGGGACAAUCAUCGAAAAGGUGACCCUGUCCAACGGUGAAGAGCGCGAAGUCGAGAUCAAGAACGCGCUUUACGUCCCAAGCAUGAACAAAAACUUGCUUUCGAUACCACAAAUCAACAAAAGCGGCAAGUUUCAAGUGGUGUUUGAUGGUGACGAGAUGAAGAUUUCGAACAAAGGCUCCAAGCAAGUAAUAGCGAUGGCCGAUCUUGUGGAUGGCCUCUACUGGCUUCGUACAACCCAGCGAUCCGCGAAUGCGGCUUCAGGACUAAGAGUCUAA
This is a messenger RNA of Peronospora matthiolae, 1278 nucleotides long. The record is from the annotation of a GenBank genome assembly. NCBI's taxonomy places the organism in Eukaryota, Oomycota, Peronosporomycetes, Peronosporales, Peronosporaceae.